CGCGGAGAUAGUCGGAGUAAGGUAGUGAACGCGUUCAGGUCCAAGCUUUGCCAAUUACAGAGACAUGGAAAGCACUUGGACAUUAAAUCAUGCGCGACACGAUUUUAUUUCUUCUGCUACUUUCACCAGCGGUACCCGCGUAGGACCGGUUUUGUCGGGUAUCUUCGGAUGGCACAGCAAUAUAUAUAACUUCACCCCCAACAGCUGCUUUUAUCUCCCACACAUACUACUCACGAGCUAGCUCGACUAGUACCCAUUCUCGACAACUCUUGGCGCUGGUUGUAGAUGGAGCAAGAAUAGCUCCACGAUGGUUCAGAAAAGCUCACUCAGGUCUGCUACGCGGAGUGGCGCUCGCUCAUGCCGGGCCGCUCUCCCUGGAAGGACUUCCUCGCGGUCCAACGGCACGGCGGUUGCACAAGUGAGCGAGGCCCCAGCACCUGAUAACAUCAAGGAUCCCUCCAUCCCACCAGAUGGCCCGAGUCUUCUGCUGCAGCUUCCGAGGGAACUCAAGGACAUGAUCUACGAAUACGCGUUGACAAACGACCACGGUCUUGUGGAAGAGGCUAGCUCUGCUGCCAUCAAUACACGCACGCGAUUCCGGAUACUCGACAGUCACUCCCGUCAAUCGACUCACCCAAACCCUCUUAAAGAAGUCUGCCGAGAGACGUACUACGCGACGCGAGGACUCGCGAUUAAGUUCAAUGAUCUGACGUGGAGGGGAAACACGCCGUCGGCGGCUGUUCUACAUUUCGAGCGCUUCCUCCAGCAGUGCGCACCUUUCCGCAAGGACUGGAUUAAGCGAAUCAUCUUCACCUUUGGAUCCUGGCCUUCGCUGAACUUAGCUUUCCACUUCGGCCCGUCGACACCACCGUACGACUUCUGCAUCCAGCAUCCGAACGCCGUCGUCAUUGUUCGUCUAGACUGCUGCAUCCCUUUUCUAAGCAAAAUAGACUACGUUUACUGGGUCAAUGCGUUCCACUACGUUCUACGGGGCAGCUUUCCAUUGCCAAUGCUCCUUGGACGCGACCUGCUCUACGAGGACUGUGUUCUAGAAUGGUGCGGUUUCCAACGACCUGCUAAUCUUCGUUUCACCUGCUCAACAACCUUCGGUGAACGCUCUCAGUACGUUAUUCGGGAAUUACUUUCAGGGUAUUAUGGAUUUGGAGAUACGGUCGCAGAUGCAAUCCUGCAAGUGAUGAGAGCUCUGCACAAAGAUGGUCUCUGAGGACAGGUUCUAAGGAACUAUGUGGGAGGCGCCGGUCAAGGUUCUUUUUCGGAACGGGCUUAAGCGAAAACCGUUUAUCUUCUUACUAGGGACCAAAGCAAAUUCCCUCAUGAUGGCUUGCACCUUGAGAUUGUGUGGGAUGUUUACGGAUAAAAUUUUGCAGC
Messenger RNA from Trematosphaeria pertusa, 1389 nucleotides. RefSeq lists its product as uncharacterized. NCBI's taxonomy places the organism in Eukaryota, Fungi, Ascomycota, Dothideomycetes, Pleosporales, Trematosphaeriaceae. Bases 308 to 1225 code for a protein of 305 amino acids. The record is from RefSeq and is a predicted model, not a curated record. The transcript is spliced from 2 exons.